This is a messenger RNA of Kluyveromyces marxianus DMKU3-1042, 948 nucleotides long. It is a transcript of the gene SWC5, whose product is annotated as Swc5p. The record is from RefSeq and is a predicted model, not a curated record. Bases 1 to 948 code for a protein of 315 amino acids. The transcript has a single exon. NCBI's taxonomy places the organism in Eukaryota, Fungi, Ascomycota, Saccharomycetes, Saccharomycetales, Saccharomycetaceae.
AUGCCAGAGAAAGAAGAGCUUAAAAAGACAGACGAUUUGCCUGGUCUAGAAUUUGACGAGGAUAGUUACCACGAAUCCGAAGAUGAGGAUUUUGAUCCGAACAAAGAGCUAGACACCAGCACCGGAGGUCUACCGGCAUCUAAUAGCAUCAAAGGUUCAGAUAUUGGCUCUCCAGAAAAUUCAGACAGUGAUGCUGAUGGCUCAUUCAAUGACGAAGACAAUGAAGAAGAGAAGAAGUAUAACAGCAUUGUUAGUGAAAGUGGUGGUCUCAUCAAGACUAGAAGAGCAAGGUUACAGGAAGAGCAAGAUGCUUUGAAAAAUAAGUACGAGAAGUUAGAUGUUGGAGAAACGUCUGAAGGAUCUCUCGAUUUAUGGGCCAAAUUGAAGCAGCGUGCUUACGAAAGAGCGAGGUUCAAUGGCUCAGUAAUGGAUCAUGAAGCCGGCUCAGUCACAGAUUCAACGGAAGAAACUAAAAUAUUGAUUGAAAGAACAUACGUAUUUGCAGGAGAAGUUAUUAAGGAGAAAAAAUGGGUACCGCGGCAUAGUGCAGCUGCACAAGAAUACCUUAAUAGUAUCAAAUUCAAGAACGAUAAGAAGGCUACCAACAAUGGAGAUCAGAAACAGCAAUCACAGCAGCAAUCGCAACAGAAAAGACCUCAGGGGAAAAAUGAUUCCGGGCUUCCUUUGAAAAGACAUCUAAAGCGACCUCCAAUUCUAGAACAAAUCAUAUCUGGUGCUUUGAAGCCUAAACUUACAACUUUAGAAAAGUCCAAACUUGAUUGGGCAACCUACGUUGAUAAAGAAGGUAUUCAUGAAGAAUUGAACUUGCAUAAUAAGGAUGGUUACUUAGCAAAACAAGAUUUCUUGAAUAGAGUUGAGUCAUCAAAGGAUGAAAAAUAUAGAGAAAUACGGAAGUUACAGCUACUGCAAUCGGAGCAGCAGAAAUAG